Molecule: messenger RNA, 1909 nt
Organism: Protobothrops mucrosquamatus (brown spotted pit viper)
Lineage: Eukaryota; Metazoa; Chordata; Lepidosauria; Squamata; Viperidae
Gene: CCN3
Product: cellular communication network factor 3
Exons: 5
Coding region: 1-1419 (472 amino acids)
Biological process (GO): signal transduction; cell adhesion
Cellular component (GO): extracellular matrix; extracellular region
Molecular function (GO): integrin binding; heparin binding
Source: RefSeq, a predicted model, not a curated record
AUGGGGGAGAAUCCAAUGGCAGCAAUAAACCUGUAUGCAUUCUUAUGUGGGAAUUUGGAACUGGGGAUGACAGCCGAAGAAAAGCAGAUCACCGUGGGAUCGGCCGGCGCCGAAUACGACACCGCGGGCUGCGAUUGGCUCCGCUCCGUCCUCUGCGCCUCCAAUCGGCGGAGGCGGACCGUGGAGGCGCCGGAUAUAAACGGGCUCCCGGAGGCCGGUGCGCGCUUGGCGAGGCGCAUCCAGCCCGAUGGGGAAAGCGCGGGGCGACUCUGGGCGGGAGCGCCUGCCCGAGAUGCGGCUGGGCUGCCUCUCCGGGUCCCAGGCGCCGAGCACCUUCCUCCUCCUCUUCUUCUUCUUCCUCCUCCUUCUACUCCUCCCGUGGAGCCUGGCCGAGGUUUGCCUUUGCGCGUCGGAGCGGCGCGGCUGGGGAAAGGGGGCUCGCCUGACGCCGCCUCUCGCUUUUGCUCUUUGCAGGUCCGCGGCCGCUGCCGCCUGCCGUGCGAGUGCCCCGCCGAGCCGCCCGCCUGCACGCCCGGCGUGCCGCCGGUGUUGGACGGCUGCUCCUGCUGCCUGACCUGCGCCCGGCAGCGCGGGGAGAACUGCUCCGAAGCGACGCCCUGCGACGAGAGCGCCGGCCUGUUUUGCGACCGCCAGGCGGGAAGGGAGGCCGGCCUCGGCGUUUGUAGGGACCUUGAAGGAGACAACUGUGUUUUUGAUGGGAUUAUUUAUCGAAGCGGUGAGACCUUCCAGCCCAACUGUAAAUACCACUGUACCUGCAGGGAUGGACAGAUCAGCUGUGUGCCCCUCUGCAAUGUUGAUUUGUUGCUUCCUGGUCCUGAAUGCCCCUUCCCAAGAAAAGUUGAAGUUCCCAAGGAAUGCUGUGAACAAUGGUCAUGUGACCCUAAAAAAGAUGACGCUGAAGAGUUUGCAAUGGCAGGAUUCAGACAGGAAGCUACCUUGGGGGCUGAAGGUUCUGACUCAAGUUCUAACUGCAUUGAGCAGACAACGGAAUGGAGUGCAUGUUCCACCAGCUGCGGCAUGGGAGCCUCCACCAGAGUCACCAACAAGAACCCCAUGUGUGAGAUGGUGAAAGAGAUGAGGCUGUGUGAAGUGCGUCCCUGUGAAAAGAGUCCACUACCUGAUAAGAAGGGGAAAAAAUGUCUCCGAACUAUAAAGCCUCCCACAGCUGUCCAUCUGGAGUACCAGAACUGCACCAGCAUCCAUAUGUAUAAACCCCGUUACUGUGGCAUCUGCAACGAUGGACGGUGCUGCACUCCACACACGACAAAAACAAUCCAGGUGGAAUUCCGUUGUCCUCAAGGCAACACCAUCCAGCAUCCUCUGAUGUCCAUUACUAGUUGUGUGUGUCACAAGAACUGUCCUCAGAAUAGCAACGCUUUUGUUCGAAAGCUCAGUUGAAUGAGCCACUCAGAAAUCACCAGACUGGUCUUCUGAUGCUUUAGUAACAUGUAUCUUCUCUUUUGGGGGAGGGAGGAAGGAUCAGAUGCUUUGAUUCCCGAUCCUGUCUAUCCUUUGAUUUCUAGAUAAGGCAUUUCAGUUCCUGUGGAAUUUCUUUUGAAACCCUGCUUGCUUCAAACGUCGUUUUGCGCCAUUAAAAUAUUGUCACUUGGGGUGUAUAGAACUUUUAUCUCUUAGCAGCUUCUUCUUUCUUGGCUACCUGUGCUAGCUUGCUGUAAGUCACAUUUCUGCAUUGUUCUCCUGGAGCAAUUGUUUGAACUUGACGAGCAAGAUGCUUGUAUUCUAGUAUGAUUUACUGUCAUGAUAUUUAUUACAGCGAGGAAUGGGCACAUCAAGAGUUGAAAUCCUCUCUACCAGCAAGAAAAGUGUUAUUUGGGUCAGCCACAAAAACAAUUCCUACUGAGUGCUCAUUUUUCUUCCACAAAUUAAA